Orbicella faveolata is the source of this 2297-nucleotide messenger RNA. RefSeq names its product CCR4-NOT transcription complex subunit 10-like. Gene Ontology annotation, molecular function: protein binding. The record is from RefSeq and is a predicted model, not a curated record. Lineage: Eukaryota; Metazoa; Cnidaria; Anthozoa; Scleractinia; Merulinidae. Gene Ontology annotation, biological process: negative regulation of translation; mRNA catabolic process. Gene Ontology annotation, cellular component: CCR4-NOT complex.
GACUGUACACAGUCGUCUCAUUAGUCACUACAAUAAGGUUGUGGUUGCUGGAGCUGGUAAUAUUUUUGGAAUAGGAAAUCCAGGAUAAUUGACUUGAAAGCACCAUGUCAGAUGCUCCAGUGGAUAAUACAGAUGUUCAAGCCGAGGUGAUUCCUAGAGUGGGUGUCACUGAUGCUGAACGAGAACUUGCCAACAAUGCUCAUGUUGAGUUUGAAAGUAAACAAUACGACAGAUGCUUGGUUGCAUUGAACAAACUGUCAGAGCUGAGGAAGAAUGAUCCAAAGGUUCAGCAUAACAAAACAGUAGCACAGUUCUAUCACUUAAACUGUACGGGAACUGAAGAAUGUGGCAGGAACUUACUUCAGAUAAGAAAACAAAUUGAAAAAGACAGUGGUGACACUGGGGAAGAAAUAGAUGAUAUUGAUACAGCUUACCUGCUGUAUAAUGAGUCUGUUAUUUACUUUCAUUUAAGACAGUACAAUAAAGCAUUGUCAAUUCUUGAAAGACUAUUUAAGAUUGUUGAACCUCUAGAGGAAUCAAUUGGAUGUAAAAUCUGUUUCUUGCUCAGUGAAAUUUAUCUGGCACUUUACAAGGCUGACAAAGCUCAUAAUGUUCUGACAGUUUUAGAAUCCAUGGUAUUUGGAUCAAGUAAACCAGUAGAGUCUCAGAUCAUCCAAGGUGGAUUACAAGCUCAGCUUGGACCACCAGGCCAGUCUGCACCUCAGCCUGUCAAGGAAGUCGAUGAAACUUUAAAACUCCGUAUUCAUCAGCAUAAAGCACGGCUAAAUAUCCUGUUGAAGUCAAUGAAAGCCUGCAAACGUGAAAUAAAAACAGUUCUUAACACAAACAAUAUGACUCCAGAGGGUCUGUUCCUUAAGAGCAACUUUGAGUACCUCCGCCAGAAUUUCCGUAAAUCAAUUAAACUGCUGAACAGUGCACCAAAGCCAAGUGAUGUUGCAGAACGAGGUCAUUCAGUGAGCACAAUGUACUACAAUGACCUGGGAUGUAUUCACUUCCAAAUGCACAAGUACAACUUAGCAGCAUUCUACUUCAGACAGGCCUUACAGGAGAACAACAAGGCUCUCUCCUUACUACCUCCUGUUGACAAGAGUAUGUUUGUUUUUUAUUAUACAUCAUCAGAUGACUUUCGGCAGCAGUGCAUCAAGAAGAGUGAUGUUGUUCAGGAUGUUGUAGGCUCAGGGCCCCAUCGUAAGAUUGUUCUUUCUCCUGAAACUGAUAAACAGUGUGGUGCUGAUGAAAGCAAGGGCCAGUCUGCUGCUAUGCCAGCCUGCACCCUGGCAUUUGCCUCAUUAUGUCUUCAAAAUGCUUUGUUACUGCUGAAAAGUGCUGAAGUGAUUCCUGUUCAUGAGCCAGAGAGUGUGCUAGAGAGUCAGCUGGCCAAGGAAGAUGACACAGUCAGUCAAGAAACAGAUACCUCAAGUGACAGUGGCGGGUUUAGUCGGUCCUCGUCAAUACAAAGUGAAACAAGUAUCCCAGCUCCCCCUGGGCCCCCUGUUAAACUUCGUGAACUUCCACACCUGAGAUGUUCCAUUCUAGUCUGCAGUGCCUAUGUCGCGCUGGGACUGGGAGACAAUGUGAUGGCCUUGGCACAUGCGCAGAAACUACUGUCUCAAUCAAAUCUAGUCGGAGCACUCAAGUUCCUGGGUCAUUUGUAUGCUGCAGAGGCUCUAAUCAAACUGAAUCGUUUACCUGAAGCCAUCAUGCACUUGUCACCAGAGAACAUCAGCAAUAUUAGUAUCACUCCACCCAGUACUGCUGCGGACAACACAUCAGUUGUUACAGGCGAGAAUGUUGAUAAAGACAAAGAAUCUUCUAAACCUCACGGUUGUGAAAAGAUGAACUUUCCUCAGUCUUUGAAUGAAGCAAGAGCCACGUUUCUUGUCAAUCUAGCUGGUGUGUACAGUUUACGAAGUGAGUUUGACAAGGCACGCAAGUGUUUACAACAGGCUUGUUCUCUUGGUUAUUCAAAGGAGUUGUCUGCGCGUGUUGUACUACUAGCAGUGUACAUUGAGCUUCAGAGCGGCAACACCGCUGGUGCAUUGCAGACGAUCAAGAAACAUCAAGUUCUUCCUGUGAGUAAAGGAUUAAAGGCGGUAAAGAAAACAAGAGGAGCUGACAUCUGGAAAACAUGAAAAAAUCUCAGUUGGCUGUGAUAACCAAAUAUCUCUUCAUUUUGAAUGGGGCUUGAAAGUCGUACUGGCAUGUCAAACCUAGUUUCCUGUAUCUUGAUAGCUGUAGUACAGUUUUAACUGCAUUAAAUUUUUGGAUCAAAGAUA